Molecule: messenger RNA, 2150 nt
Organism: Pollicipes pollicipes
Lineage: Eukaryota; Metazoa; Arthropoda; Thecostraca; Pollicipedomorpha; Pollicipedidae
Product: venom serine protease 34-like
Exons: 1
Coding region: 22-1971 (649 amino acids)
Biological process (GO): complement activation; proteolysis
Cellular component (GO): extracellular region
Molecular function (GO): serine-type endopeptidase activity
Source: RefSeq, a predicted model, not a curated record
UCGUGGCAGACUCUGACGACCAUGAAGACCGGCAUCUUCCUGCUCGCACUCCUGGUGGGUGCCCAGGCGGUACCGAGACCGCCGCCCUCGGAGCGGGAUGAGUGGAAGCCGCCACCAUCUGAGCGAGAUGACUCGCUGCCGCCCAUCAGCCCGCGCGCUGCCGACAUCGGCUGCGGCACUCACGUGCUCGCUGUGGGCUCCUACGCUAUCGAAUCCCCGAACCACCCGUCCAACUACGGCAACAACUUCGACUGCGAGUAUGACCUGAGCGGUGAGUCCGGCGCCCAGCUGACCCUGGCCUGUGAGGCGUUCAACCUGGAACAGCACAGCAGAUGCAGGUGGGACUGGCUGGCCGUAGGCGGCCAAAAGUACUGCGGCACCUCGGGACCCGCUGGCGUCUCGGGCUCCUCGCUGGCGAUCGCCUUCCACACCGACUACAGCGUCGUAAGGACAGGGUACAGGUGUAUCGUGACUGUCGGCGAUGCCGUCUCGGGGGACACGCUGGCCUGUGGAACUCACUCGCUCGCGGAGGGCACGUACGUUAUCCAGUCUCCCGGCCACCCGGGUAACUACGGCAACAACUUUGACUGCGACUACACCGUCACGGCGGCUGACGGCGGCAGCAUAGACUUCGAGUGUUCCGCCUUCGAUCUUGAGCGGAACUCGCGCUGCAAUUGGGACUGGCUCUCCGUGGACGGUCAGAAGUACUGCGGUACGGCGGGUCCGCCCGCUUCCUCCAGCUCAAGUUUCGCUAUCCAGUUCCACGCCGACUACAGCGUUGUUCGUACCGGGUACCGCUGCUCGCUGACGGUUGGCGGGGGCGGCGGGGGCGGCGGGGGCGGCGGGGGCUCAGAGCUUAGUUGCGGAGCUGCCACCCUGGCGAGAGGCAGCACCUACACCAUCAAGUCGACCAACCACCCGGCAAACUACGUCAACAACGAGGACUGUGACUACCAGCUGACAGCAGAGAACACGGGCGAUACCAUUUCCAUCUCCUGCUCAGCGUUUAACGUGGAGAGGCAUUCCCGGUGCUCCUGGGACUGGUUGUCCGUGAACGGUCAGAAGUUUUGUGGCACGGCGGGCCCCAGCGCCGUAACCUCGGUGUCGACGAUGGCCGUCCAGUGGCACUCGGACUACUCGGUGGUUAGGAGCGGCUUCCUCUGUCAGUUGGAGGUGACCGAAACUCAGGUGACCACUACGGCUGCACCGUCAGGCUCUUGUUGCUGCGGAAUUCCGAACCGCUCCUCCCGCAUCGUCGGCGGCGUGGAGACCGAGGUGAAUGAGUAUCCGUGGCAGGCGGGCCUGGUCAGCGCCGGCGGCACCCGCACCUGGUGCGGUGGCACCGUCAUCAACAACCGGUACGUGAUGACGGCGGCUCACUGUACGGUCGGAUCAUCACCCAGUCAGAUCGAGGUCCUGCUCAAGGAGCACCGCAUCAGCAACAGCGACGGCGAGAUUCGCGCCAGUGUGCAGCAGAUCAUCAACCACCCGAGCUACUCGUCCGCGUCCAGCUCCGGUUACGACUUCUCGCUGCUAAAGCUGACCAACCCCAUUACUUUCCCAAGCGACAACACCCUGGCGCCGGCCUGUCUGCCCACCGCCGGUAACGACUUUGUCGGCGCCGACGCAAUCGUCACCGGCUGGGGUACCACCAGCUCGGGCGGCUCACAGGCCACCACUCUGAGGGAGGUCACCGUGCCCGUCAUCUCCAACACCGUCUGCAGGUCGUCAUACAGCAGCAUCAACCCGUCCAUGAUCUGUGCCGGUCUCAGUGAGGGCGGCAAGGACUCGUGCCAGGGCGACAGCGGUGGCCCGAUGGUCACCCUCGAGUCCGACCGCUACUCCCUCAUCGGCGUCGUCUCGUGGGGUCGGGGCUGUGCUCUGCCCGGCUACCCGGGCGUGUACGCCCGAGUCACCGAGGUGCUGUCCUGGAUCCAGGCCAACACCGCCGACGGCACCUACUGCUCGUAAACAGAUAUCGCAAAUCAAAGGCUUUUUCCGUGUGAGAAAGUGUGCCGUUCUUUAACGCUCUAUGCCGCUGACGUUUGCGAUAAGCAGUGGCUUGCAUUGAACAUGGUAGAUCUUCUUCCUGUGUUGCGUGCCCCACUGCUGAUAAUAAAGCACAGCUUCUGCGACGCCCUUAUACUUGA